AUAGUUGACGUAUAAAGUGGGUGGAAAAUGGCUGAUAUAAAAAAUCGGCUAUUUUAGAUUUACUUUUGAAGUCUCAUGCACAAUUUAUAAAUUAGUUGGAUAGUUUGAAAACUCGCCAAAAUGAUUGGGGGUUUAUUUGUGUACAACCACAAGGGUGAGGUGCUUAUAUCAAGAGUAUAUCGUGAUGAUAUUGGCCGAAAUGCUGUCGAUGCGUUUCGCGUCAAUGUUAUCCAUGCUAGACAGCAAGUACGAUCACCUGUUACAAACAUAGCUCGAACAUCGUUUUUCCAUAUUAAGAGAGCUAACAUAUGGAUUGCUGCUGUAACCAAACAAAACGUUAAUGCUGCCAUGGUGUUUGAGUUCUUACUGAAAAUUAUUGAAGUUAUGCAGAAUUACUUUGGCAAAAUUUCCGAAGAAAACAUUAAGAAUAAUUUCGUCUUAAUCUACGAGCUUCUCGAUGAAAUCCUCGACUUUGGUUACCCUCAGAACACUGAUACAGGUGUUUUGAAGACAUUCAUUACUCAGCAAGGUAUUAAGUCGGCAACAAAGGAAGAACAAGCUCAGAUAACCUCUCAGGUCACUGGUCAGAUUGGUUGGAGAAGGGAGGGUAUCAAAUACAGGAGGAAUGAGCUGUUUUUGGAUGUUUUGGAGUAUGUCAAUCUCCUCAUGUCUCCACAAGGGCAAGUUCUCUCGGCGCACGUGGCCGGCAAGGUGGUGAUGAAGUCGUACUUGUCGGGCAUGCCCGAGUGCAAGUUCGGCAUCAACGACAAGAUCGUGAUGGAGGCGAAAGGCAAGGGCGGCAUAAGUUCCACGACCGAUUCCGAUCCGGCUAACCGGUCCGGCAAGCCGGUCGUCGUCAUCGACGACUGCCAGUUCCACCAGUGCGUCAAGCUGAGCAAAUUCGAGACCGAACAUUCCAUUUCGUUUAUACCGCCGGACGGAGAAUUCGAACUCAUGAGAUAUCGAACAACAAAAGACAUAUCGUUGCCAUUCCGCGUCAUCCCUCUGGUACGCGAAGUAGGUCGCACGAAAAUGGAGGUUAAAGUCGUCUUAAAGAGCAACUUUAAACCCUCUCUAUUGGGUCAGAAAAUCGAGGUUAAAAUCCCAACACCGCUUAACACUUCCGGAGUGCAGUUGAUCUGUCUCAAGGGAAAAGCCAAAUACAAAGCUUCGGAAAACGCCAUUGUUUGGAAGAUAAAACGUAUGGCCGGUAUGAAGGAAACGCAGCUCUCUGCCGAGAUUGAACUUCUAGAAACUGACACGAAGAAAAAAUGGACGAGACCGCCGAUUUCCAUGAACUUUGAAGUUCCAUUCGCGCCCUCUGGCUUCAAAGUGCGGUAUCUAAAGGUCUUUGAACCUAAACUCAACUAUUCUGACCACGAUGUUAUAAAAUGGGUGAGAUAUAUUGGAAGGAGCGGACUUUAUGAGACGAGAUGUUAGAUCAGAAUUGGUUUUUCUAGGUGCAUAUUUAUGCACUGCUUUAUAAAUAUUCCUUUAAAUUAAAUCGAAUUAAUAUAUUUAUCAUUUGUCCCAUGGUUUUUAGAUCUAGGCAAUUUAAUCCAUAUUUUUUUAAAAAUAAUCUUAAGUUUAAAAAUGUUAUAAGUACUCAUUUAAGAGCCUUGGUUUAAACUAGCUGUAAUUAUUGAUAUAAAUUUAUCUUGAUGUGGAGAAAUAACACAAGUUGUAGAAAUUAUAUGUAUAUUUGUGAAAUGUAAUGUUAAAGCUUGGAAAUGUUGUAGCCCAAUAAAUUAAUUAAAGUUU
Brassicogethes aeneus is the source of this 1761-nucleotide messenger RNA. Lineage: Eukaryota; Metazoa; Arthropoda; Insecta; Coleoptera; Nitidulidae. The record is from the annotation of a GenBank genome assembly.